Molecule: messenger RNA, 2835 nt
Organism: Polypterus senegalus (gray bichir)
Lineage: Eukaryota; Metazoa; Chordata; Cladistia; Polypteriformes; Polypteridae
Gene: ints10
Product: integrator complex subunit 10
Exons: 19
Coding region: 278-2572 (764 amino acids)
Biological process (GO): snRNA processing
Cellular component (GO): integrator complex
Source: RefSeq, a predicted model, not a curated record
GCAGGUUAGACUUUCAAUGUGCGCAUGCACGCACGGAUCGGGCAGGCUUGCAGCUUCAGUAGCCGCAAACCUUAUUCAUAGCGACAAAACUAAAACCUAGGGAAUUUUGAACGAGUUGCAUUAUUGUAAUUGCUGCGAUGGUGCCAAUGCUGUACGCGCUAAAAAUAUAUGUUGUGGCGUUCACAGUGUUUUGUGUUUGUAGAAGUCCAUAGUUUUGUUAUAGCAUUCCUUUCAUACGGAGCAAAAUCUUUCUCAAGCAUUUAUUGACAGUACAACCAUGUCCGUACAAAGCGACUGCGAUUAUUUGGUCAAAAGAGCAAAAGACCUGGUGAACGAAGACCCCUGGGCUGCCAAAGCAUGGUUGAUCACCGCCAGAACUCUCUAUCCUUCUGAUUUUAAUAUCCAGUAUGAAAUGUACAUCAUUGAACGCAAUGCUGAGAGAACUGCCUCUGCUGGAAGACUACUCUAUGACAUAUUUGUAAAUUUUCCUGAUCAGCCUGUGGUGUGGAGAGAGAUCAGUGUAAUCACAGCAGCCUUACGAAGUGACUGCCAAGACAAAGAGACUGACUUUUUGCGAGAUUUAUUUGAAACUCUUCCGGGAAGAGUGCAGUGCGAAAUGUUGCUUAAAGCCACAGAACAGUGUUUUAAUACUUUGGAGAAAGCUGAAAUGCUACUGCUAUUGCUUAGACGUUUUCCUGAUUCUGUGGUCCAGCAUGGGGUUAGUCUUGGAGAGACGCUGCUUGAAGCUGAAAACAUUGAAGAUCAGGAGACACCUGUUAAUUGCUUUAGGAAAUUAUUUGCAGAAGGGAUUGUAAGCCUGGCACAAAAUUCUGUACAUUACCUAUACCUCUUGGAUAAGGAAUCAAACAGGCACCACACCUACCAGGUUUGUGAUGUUUUGCCACUUAUUAUCAACAAUCUGGAGAUGUGUUUGCCUUCGAAUUUAUUGCUCAAGUACCUUCACAAAUCAGCUGAAUUUUACAUUGCCUAUGUUAGCAAAGCAGCAGUUGCUGAAAGCCAGCACCAAGGUCCUCAGGAUUCAGGUAAUCUUAAAUCCCCCAAUAAACGGAGCUCUCAAAAAUACAUUAUAGAAGGGUUAACAGAGAAGUCCUCUCAAAUUUUGGAUCCCUGGGAAAGAUUACUAGAGAUUCUGAUUAUUGUUGGAGCUCGCUGUGAGUGGCAAAUGGACAAAGGCAAAAGAGGGUUUGCAGAUAUUUUAUCUCGAAUGAAAGAUCUCUGCAGGUAUAUCAACAACUUUGAAAAUGAAGCUCAUUUGAAAUACAGGAACCAAGUGGUUUAUUCAACAAUGCUGGUCUUCUUUAAACAUGCAUUGCAGUAUGUGAACAUGGUGCAAGGAUCUCUGUUUCAAGGAUCCAACACUCCAAACCAAGCACCGUGGAUUCUGGUAGAAGAUCUGUCAAAUGUCUAUGGUGAUGUUGACACAGAGCGCAACAAGCACAUACAUAAGAAGCGUAAGCUUGGUGAUGGCAGGGAAAAACCAAUGAGUUCAGAUGAUGAGGAAUGUUCUAUAAAGUUACGGGGUCGUCAUAUUCUUGUAAACAAAACUGAAUUUCCUGACUCUGCAGAAAUGUUGGAGUGCUUCAGAAUUGCCCGUGAGAGCUGGGAACUACUACACACGCAGGAUGCCUUAGAGAAUGAGUUCAAGAGAAUUUGUUUAUCAUGGAAAACAGACUCUUGGUUGUGGCUGAGGAUAUUCCUGACAGACAUGAUUAUUUAUCAGGGCCAUUACAGAAAAGCCAUUGCAAGUCUCCAUCAGCUGACAGCUAUUCUCUCAACUCAUCAGCAGUCUCCUUGCCAAGGUUCCCUAGAACAGCAUCGGCCUCUUAUCCAACUGGCUUCUUGUCACUUCGCACUUGGCGAAUACAGACUGACUUGUGAAAAUCUCUUAGAUUUGAUGUGUUAUGUUGUACCCAGUGUUCAAGAUGAUGUUGGAAAAGUUCCAGUAGAAACGCCAAAACCAAAGCAAAAGAUUCGUAAAGGUAGAGACCUCAAGCUCCUUUGUUGUUCAAGUAAAGCUGUUAUGCCUUAUUGUCUGCAAAUGAUGCUGGCUUGUUUUAAAUUGCGAGCAUUUACAGAUAAUAGAGAUGACUUGGCAUUAGGUCAUGUAAUUGUUCUGCUACAACUUGAAUGGCCACGGGGUGAAAAUCUCUUCCUUAAAGCAGUUGAAAAAAUCUGUCAACAAGGAAACUUUCAGUAUGAGAAUUUUUUUAACUAUGUUACCAAUAUUGAUAUGCUGGAAGAGUUUGCCUAUCUCCGAACAGCUGAAGGUGGGAAGGUCCACUUAGAGCUACUGCCAAAUCAAGGAAUGCUGAUCAAGAACCCUAGCCCUUCUGUUGGGCUCCUACUGCAGGAGUUUUUACCAAUCCUGCCUCCCGGCUUGCAGACUGUCGACAGGCAUCACACAGUGACCCGGGGGAUCACUAAGGGUGUCAAGGAGGACUUUCGCUUAGCCAUGGAGCGCCAAGUGUCCCGCUGUGAAGAGAACCUCCUGGCUGUGCUCCAUCGCUUCUGCAUCAACGAGAAGAUCAUACUUAUUCAGACGCUGGUAUAAAUAUUCCUAAAAGAAUACAAUAUUAUAUAUAGUUCGUUAUAAACACAUCAAAUCCUGACAAAACAAAAGAAAAAAAUUAGCUUCUAAAGUGUGAAGUGCACUGUACUGCUAGUAUGUUAGUGAAGAAUUUUCAUUUUUGAGUCAGUUAAUAGAACAGCAAGUGUAUUUCUGUGUUUGUUAACAGAGUAAAUGAAAUAUAUUGAUUUUUUACUGUACUUUUAAAUGAGUUUAAUUCUUAAAUACAGAAAUAAAAAGAUCACUAA